Cornus florida is the source of this 2024-nucleotide messenger RNA. Its product is annotated as DEAD-box ATP-dependent RNA helicase 16. Gene Ontology annotation, molecular function: ATP binding; RNA helicase activity; nucleic acid binding. The record is from RefSeq and is a predicted model, not a curated record. Gene Ontology annotation, cellular component: nucleolus. The transcript is spliced from 15 exons. The coding region runs from base 123 to 1922 and encodes 599 amino acids. NCBI's taxonomy places the organism in Eukaryota, Viridiplantae, Streptophyta, Magnoliopsida, Cornales, Cornaceae.
UUGUCAACCGAUAGCCUGAUACAUCUCAAAAUCCCUAGUUCUUUCGCGGCUACCUGCCCCCUCUUUCUCUGUGUCUCUCUCUUCAAACUCAAAGCUUUGAUUACAGUAGAGAGUUGAGUCCCAUGGCCAUGACUAGUGAGACCUCCCAUGAGAACAAAGACCAGCAGGAACAGGAUGAAGACCAGAGCUUCGAAGAUCUCGGGCUCGAUCCUCGCUUGAUUCGUGCCCUAACCAAGAAAAACAUUGACAAGCCCACCCCAAUCCAGCGUGUCGCAAUCCCACUCAUCCUUGAAGGUAAGGACGUGGUUGCUCGCGCAAAGACUGGUUCUGGAAAGACAUUCGCAUACCUACUUCCCAUGCUUCAGAAAAUUUUAUCCGAAUCUGCUCCCAAGGAGAAGCUCGCUCCAACAGCAUUCGUUCUCGUCCCUACACGAGAAUUGUGCCAACAGGUUUAUUAUGAGGCAUUAUCCUUAAUUGAGUUAUGUAGAGUACAAUUGAAAGUUGUACAAUUGACAAGCACGAUGUCGGCUUCCGAAUUGAGAACGGCAUUGGCAGGACCACCUGACAUUUUGGUUUCUACACCUGCUUGCAUACAGACAUGCCUGUCAAAAGGUGUCUUACAACCAUUGUCAGUUCACGAUGCGCUUUCAAUUCUUAUUCUCGAUGAGGCAGAUCUUCUUCUGUCAUAUGGAUACGAAGAGGAUCUAAAAGCUCUUACAGUUCAUGUCCCUAGACGCUGUCAAUGUCUUCUAAUGUCGGCCACCUCAAGUGCUGAUGUUGAAAAGCUGAAAAAGCUUAUUCUACACAAUCCUUACAUCUUGACCUUGCCUGAAGUAGGAGAUGUUAAAGAUGAAAUUGUCCCCAAAAAUGUGCAGCAAUUUUGGAUUUCAUGCAGUGCUCGUGAUAAGCUUGUCCACAUCCUUGCCCUCUUGAAAUUGGAGCUGGUUCAGAAAAAAGUGCUGAUAUUUACUAAUACAAUUGACAUGGGUUUUAGACUGAAAUUAUUCCUUGAACAGUUUGGAAUCAAGUCUGCUGUUUUAAAUGCUGAGUUGCCACAAAAUUCUCGUCUGCAUAUCCUCGAGUCUUUCAAUGCUGGACUUUUUGAUUAUUUAAUUGCAACUGAUGACGGCCAAUCAAAAGAGAAGGAACAAGCUGAUGGGGAGAGUCAUGUUGAGCGCAGAAAGUCUCGGAAGCACGCUAAGCAAAAAUUGGACUCUGAAUUUGGAGUAGUCAGAGGAAUUGACUUCAAAAACGUGCACACAGUAAUAAAUUUUGAUAUGCCUCAAAGUGCUGGAGGAUAUGUUCAUAGAAUUGGACGAACAGGAAGAGCAUAUAAUACUGGUGCAUCUGUGUCUCUUGUUUCUCAAGAAGAGAUGGAAACUUUUGAAGAAAUCAAAUCAUUUUUUGGAGAGAGUGAAAACAAGGACUCAAAAUUUAUUGCUCCAUUUCCUUUGCUCACUAAGAAUGCAGUUGAGUCUUUACGUUAUAGAGCUGAGGAUGUUGCAAGGAGUGUGACAAAAAUUGCUGUGAGAGAAUCACGGGCUCAGGAUCUGAGGAAUGAAAUUCUAAAUUCUGAAAAGUUGAAGGCUCAUUUUCAUGAUAAUCCAAAAGACUUGGAUCUUUUGAAGCAUGACAAGGUCCUUAGCAAAAAGACCCCUGCUCCUCACCUACGAGAUGUGCCUGAGUAUCUAUUGGACCCAACAACACAGGAAGCAAGCAAGAUUGUCAAACUUGCUAGAGCUGCAAUGGGAAAUACCAAUUCUGCUCGUCGAAAGGGAUUGAAGGGAAAAUUUAGAAAAAAUAGAGACCCUCUCAAGACUUUCUCCGCUGAGGCACCGAAAAAAGCUUUUAAAGGUGGGGUGAAGAGGAAGGAUAAAGACAUGAAUGAUAGUCACAAAAGGAAAAAGAACAAAUCUGUUUAAUUCAGCUUACUAUAAAUUAUUAAAACCUUGGGUUAGUCAUUAACCUCACAAUUUUGUAUUAUUUUAUGGUGGUAAAUGCCCAAAAUUUUGCAUGUUGUACUA